UGAUGAGGCUCAGGCAAGGUCGGUUACGUGUGUGUGUGUGCGCGAGCGGUCGCUGUGAAGUGGGCUAGACCCGCGUGUCAGGACAGCACUUUCUAGAAGCAGCGAGUCAGUCCUUACGUCCCCGGUCCGGUGUUUUAGACAAACAUAACCGUGUGUGGUGUCAGCGAUGGCCAGGGGAAGCCGCAGCCGCCCGUCAGCGCCAGCCAGCCCGGCUCCAUCCCAUGCUCCGCCUCCCGCUCAUCCGCCUCCUGCCUCCCUGGCUCCGGCUCAGUCCCAGGGUCCAGGCCUGAUGGCCCAGAUGGCCACCACAGCUGCAGGGGUGGCAGUAGGCUCAGCUGUGGGCCACGUUGUCGGCAGUGCCCUCACAGGAGCAUUCAGUGGCGGCAGCAGCAGCAGUAGCAGCCCAGAACCAGCCAAGCCUACAGCCCAGGAGCCCCCCCAGCGUGCUACAGCCCAGUCAGGCCCCUGUCAUUUUGAGGUCAAGCAGUUCCUGGACUGUGCUACCAACCAGACCGACCUGAGUUUAUGUGAGGGCUUCAAUGAGGCGCUUAAACAGUGCAAGUACUCCCACGGUGUGACAUCACUGGUGUGAAGGAUGGGCGUCUGCUGUCAUGACCAACAGAUUUCAGUUAUGAAACUUACUGUAGUCAGACUGUAGACACCAAAUAAAACACAAAUCCGAAGACUGUAGCUCAGGCAGUGAACAUAUUAAUUCUGUUUGUUGAUUGAUGGCUGUGUGAAAUGUUUUUGGUGAUGGACAGUGAUAUGUAUUUAAUAAAUAGCUGUUAUCUAUUUCCA
Lates calcarifer (barramundi perch) is the source of this 798-nucleotide messenger RNA. RefSeq names its product coiled-coil-helix-coiled-coil-helix domain containing 10 (gene chchd10). The record is from RefSeq and is a predicted model, not a curated record. Gene Ontology annotation, biological process: mitochondrion organization. NCBI's taxonomy places the organism in Eukaryota, Metazoa, Chordata, Actinopteri, Centropomidae. The transcript is spliced from 4 exons. The coding region runs from base 167 to 592 and encodes 141 amino acids. Gene Ontology annotation, cellular component: mitochondrion; nucleus.